AUGGACGUGCAUGCCCCCAACGUGAUCAUAAACCCAGAGAAGUUUGAGUUGGUGCUGCACGCCAACGAGGACUGCACCUUCGAGCUGACAAACGUCGGAUAUGAGGCGAUCAUCUACCGCGUUCGCACCACAGCGCCGCUGCGGUACUACCUGAAGCACUCGAAAGGGGUCGUGAAGGGUAACUCCUCGGCGAAGAUCACCAUAUUUCUAAACCAAAAGACCUUUGCGGAGGGGCUCCCAGUCGGCGCUCGGUACACGAAGGACACCUUCCGCGUGGAGUGCGCCGUGCUGGGGGAACGAGAUGUCAUCGAGGCGCACGGGGCCAAUCUGGCGAGCUUGAUUCAGAAAAAGAAAGACGGUAAUGCCGCAUCGGUAGUGCAGAAGUACAUCUCCUGCCGCGUGCUACUGGGCGGUGAUAGCAAGGACCUGGCCACCGCGCCGGCAGCCGGUAAGGCUAGGGCGGCCGGCAGCGGUGGCGCGGCGGCCAGUGGCGAUGCGGCUGGCCGUGGCGGUGGCGCCGCCGGUGCGGACAACGGCUCGUCUAGCCGGCGGAGCAUGACGGUCGAGCAGAUGGAGCAAAAUACGCUCAAUGAGAAGCGCCGCCGGAGCAACAGCAGCGGCAGCUGGGUGGCCGUGCGCGGCAACCAGACAACGUUCAUUCGCAUAGUGGUCGCGGCGGUCGCUGUGCUCUUGCUCGCAAUGUGGAUGAUGCGCGGCGGCGUCGAGGAUGAUAUGGAGGAAGUUAUGGAGUAG
This is a messenger RNA of Leishmania braziliensis MHOM/BR/75/M2904, 753 nucleotides long. RefSeq lists its product as hypothetical. NCBI's taxonomy places the organism in Eukaryota, Euglenozoa, Kinetoplastea, Trypanosomatida, Trypanosomatidae. The record is from RefSeq and is a predicted model, not a curated record. The transcript has a single exon. Bases 1 to 753 code for a protein of 250 amino acids.